AUGGCUAGCAGGACUUUGCGCAUCGGAUUAAUACCCGGCGACGGGAUCGGACGAGAAGUGAUUCCGGCCGGGAAGAAAAUCCUCGAAUCACUGCCGUCCUCCCUCGGGCUGAAAUUCUCCUUCGUGGACCUCGACGCCGGCUACGAGACAUUCAAGCAGACGGGAACCGCACUACCAGACAAGACGGUCGAGACGCUACAGAAGGAAUGUGACGGCGCAUUAUUCGGAGCUGUGAGCUCCCCAACCACCAAAGUCGCAGGCUACACGUCCCCGAUCGUGGCGCUCCGCAAGAAACUCUCGCUGUUCGCCAACGUACGGCCCUGCAAGACCACACUCUCCCCAGCCUUCGCGUCACCGACGCCGCACCCGAUCGACCUGGUGAUCGUGCGCGAAAACACCGAGGACCUGUACGUGAAGGAGGAGAAGACGUACGCGGACCCGUCGGGCGAGGGCCAGAUCGCCGAGGCGAUCAAGCGCAUCUCGAGCAAGGCGUCGUGGCGCAUCGCCAACAUCGCAGGCGAGAUCGCCGUGCGCAGGCAGAAGAUGCGCGAGUCCGCCGCAAGUGCAGAGGAGAAGGAUAAAAAGGCCCUCGUCACCAUCACGCACAAGUCCAACGUGCUGAGCCAGACGGACGGACUGUUCCGCUCGACGGCGCGCGAGGCGCUGUCGCAGGCCAAGUUCUCCAGCGUCGCCAUCGAGGAGCAGAUCGUCGACAGCAUGGUGUACAAGCUGUUCCUGCAGCCGCAGUACUACGACGUGAUCGUGGCGCCGAACCUGUACGGCGACCUGCUGUCGGACGGAGCCGCCGCGCUGGUGGGCAGCCUGGGCCUGGUGCCGAGCGCCAACGUCGGCGACGGCAUCGUCAUCGGCGAGCCGUGCCAUGGCUCCGCCCCCGACAUCGAGGGUAAGGGCAUUGCGAACCCGAUCGCCACGAUCCGCAGCGUCGCUGUCAUGUUGGAGUUCUUGGACCUGCCGGAGGCCGCGAAUGUCAUUUACCGUGCCGUCGAUGCUAAUCUCGCUGAGGGCAGCUUUGUCAGUCCUGAUUUGGGCGGCACUGCGAAGACAAGUCAGGUCGUGAAUGAUAUCAUCAAGCGGUUGUAA
This is a messenger RNA of Exophiala bonariae, 1101 nucleotides long. RefSeq names its product homoisocitrate dehydrogenase (gene LYS12). The transcript has 4 exons. Gene Ontology annotation, biological process: isocitrate metabolic process; L-lysine biosynthetic process; tricarboxylic acid cycle. Gene Ontology annotation, molecular function: NAD binding; isocitrate dehydrogenase (NAD+) activity; homoisocitrate dehydrogenase activity. Gene Ontology annotation, cellular component: mitochondrion. The record is from RefSeq and is a predicted model, not a curated record. Bases 1 to 1101 code for a protein of 366 amino acids. Lineage: Eukaryota; Fungi; Ascomycota; Eurotiomycetes; Chaetothyriales; Herpotrichiellaceae.